Messenger RNA from Triplophysa rosa, 5125 nucleotides. RefSeq names its product p21 protein (Cdc42/Rac)-activated kinase 4 (gene pak4). Gene Ontology annotation, molecular function: protein serine/threonine kinase activity; ATP binding. The record is from RefSeq and is a predicted model, not a curated record. The transcript is spliced from 10 exons. Gene Ontology annotation, biological process: intracellular signal transduction; protein phosphorylation; regulation of MAPK cascade. The coding region runs from base 163 to 2133 and encodes 656 amino acids. Lineage: Eukaryota; Metazoa; Chordata; Actinopteri; Cypriniformes; Nemacheilidae. Gene Ontology annotation, cellular component: cytoplasm.
AUGGCGCAGAGAGCACGAGCAAUGCGCUCUUGAGGGAUCUGUGACUUAUACGCACACUUAGCCAGUUUCAGCUAACUUCAUACGUGAAACUUUACAGACUCUAUGAAGUUGUUUUCACAACGGACACACUUUACACUACAGGUCUGAUGCUCUGCCGCAGACAUGUUCAGCAAAAAGAAAAAGCAACGCAUCCCGAUCUCAGCCCCCUCUAACUUUGAGCAUCGCGUUCACACUGAUUUCGAUGAGCAGGAGCAGAAGUUUGUGGGGCUACCACGCCAAUGGCAAAGCCUCAUUGAGGACACGGCUAAGAGGCCGAAACCUUUUAUCGAUGCCUCUGUCAUCACUACUGUAGAGCCACGCAAGACAAUUGUGCGGGGUCGUAAAAUCGGUGACGAUGGCUCUCUCACGUGGUUGCUGGACGAGUUUGAGACCAUGUCGGUAAUCCGCUCAAACUCUUUGAGGAGAGACAGCCCACCCCUACAGCCUCGCAGAGACUCCGGUUCAUCAGUAGGGGGUCAAGAAAAUGGAGAACACCCCCACCAGCAAUACAGGCACCCUGAUCGCUACGGAGACGGCAAAGACAGGGUCAGACCACGCCAGGAGCAACCAGGUGUUGACCAUAGACAGGUUCCACCCCGUUCGUCCAGAGAGGACGGACGCCCUCACCAGCAGCCUCGCGGUCAGGAGCCCAUCAGACACAAAGAGCCCAACUGGUUGGGAGGGCCAGCCGCACCCCCCCAGCCAAGGGAACGAGAAAGAGAGAGAGAACCACGUGAAGAUCAUGUUGUGAGGAGAGAAGGUGCCAAUGAUAAGAGGCCCAAAUCCAGCUACGUCGGGCGAGACACCAGCCCACAGUCACCCCGUGAAAAGAGACCACUCUCAGGGCCAAACAUUCGCACCCCCAACCUACCUGUUACAGAGGGAGUGAUAAAAACCGCACAGCAAACCGGAAGACCCUUUAAUACGUACCCACGCUCUGAACGAAGCCCCACCGGUCAGGAUUUAAAACCAGGCAAAUCUCACGAGUCUCCCCACCACAACGGCCCCUCUUCUGGGGCAGUCCGGGGCGCCAGCAGUGGAGGUAAACCUGCCUCGCAGGGGCAGCACAGAGCAGAGCCCCAGCGUCACGCGUCUCACCCAGCUUUAGGACCCGAGCCCCCUCACGGCCAGCAGAUGCCACCGGCACCAAAACCAUCCGGCCCGACUGUACCGUCCCAGCAGACGCACUCACCUCAGAGGGAGCCGCAGCGGGUUUCCCACGAGCAGUUCCGUGCCGCUCUGCAGAUGGUGGUUGACCCUGGGGACCCACGCACUUAUCUGGACCACUACAUUAAGAUCGGUGAAGGUUCCACUGGCAUUGUGUGUAUCGCCACGGUGAAGACAACAGGCAAGCUGGUGGCUGUGAAGAAGAUGGACUUGAGGAAACAGCAGCGGCGAGAAUUGCUGUUUAAUGAGGUGGUGAUCAUGCGGGACUAUCACCAUGAGAACGUGGUAGAGAUGUACAACAGUUACUUGGUGGGGGAUGAACUCUGGGUUGUCAUGGAGUUCCUUGAGGGCGGAGCUUUGACCGACAUCGUCACACAUACCAGGAUGAAUGAGGAGCAGAUUGCCGCUGUGUGUCUGUCUGUUCUGAAGGCUCUCUCAGUGCUUCACUCUCAGGGUGUCAUUCACAGAGACAUCAAGAGCGAUUCUAUUCUUCUCACUCAUGAUGGCAGGGUGAAGCUGUCAGACUUCGGCUUUUGUGCCCAGGUGUCAAAAGAGGUGCAACGCAGGAAGUCUCUUGUAGGAACGCCCUAUUGGAUGGCUCCUGAGCUCAUCUCAAGACUCCCAUAUGGCCCAGAAGUGGAUAUUUGGUCUCUCGGCAUUAUGGUGAUUGAAAUGGUGGACGGAGAGCCGCCCUAUUUUAACGAGCCUCCGCUCAAGGCUAUGAAAAUGAUCCGUGACAAUCUUCCGCCUAAACUCAAAAAUCUUCACAAGGUCUCGCCGCUUCUCAAGGGAUUCUUGGACAGGAUGCUGGUACGAGAUCCUGCCCAGAGGGCUACAGCUCAAGAGCUGUUAAAGCAUCCCUUCCUGACUAAAGCAGGCCCUCCCUCUUGCAUUUUUCCUCUCAUGAGGCAGAACCGCAUGAGAUGAGAAGAGAAACUGGGGCGGGACCUCUCAGAAACCCUCUGCUAAGCUCAAAGCAAAGAUCGAGGUCUAUUCUGCAAUGUUAAAUGAUUGUACAGGUCAAGCGUUUUAGGAAGAGGGCAUAGACCAUGAAGACGCUUUUGAGGAAGCACAUUUUUUAAUCACUGUUUUAUCAUCCCUUGAAAUACACCGUAUUUGGUGACAUGAAAGACAUGAUUUAAAGUCCUUCACAGUGUUCUGCUUAAACAAGGGCCUUUCUAUCCUAUGGCUUUCUGAAGACAUCUCAGUGGUUUGAGCUUGACCUCUAAGACUGCGCUUUUGGCUGAGCUGAGUAUGUUAAAGUAUGGAUAUUAAAAUGAAACGCUUGGAUAUUCUACCCUGCCCGCAACAGAUUUUUGUGGAUUUUCCCAAAUCUCAAGCUUUUCUCUGCACUUCAUCGUUUGCACCAGGAACACACUACUCAAUUGGUUUUAAACAGGAAGACAACUACUGACGAAAGUUCUUUUUUAAAGAGAAAAUAUAGGUUCCUGUUACAACACUAAACAAUGGUAAACACUGGAGGCGUUUUGUUUUUAUUUUAGCGUUUUAAUGAUAUCAAAUUGUUUUCAUAUUGUGUUGCAAUGAUUUAUUUUGAGUGAAAGUGAUGAUUUUGAAUGCUGCUCUGACAUUGAGCUGCACUCCAAUAUGAUUUCCACACAGAAACUUCCUCCUUUCGUUCAUUGUUCCACUUUUUUACAUAACAAAGAGGAGAGGGGUGGGUGUGGGCUAAUUUUUUUAAGAACUGAUUCAGAAACUUUUACCACUGCGCCACGGCACAUUAGUUGAAGAGAUUGAGUUGUUUCUCAUAUAGACUGUCCUACAUUGGAAUUUUGUGUUCAUAAGCCCUUCACAUAAAUCUCUAAAGUAUCGCAGCUUUUUUUGAAGGAUUCAUUUACGAUAUGUUCUAUAGGAGUGAUGAGGUUUUACUUAAACCUCAGCUACGCAAGUAUGGCUGAGCAUCGUGUGUGCUCUAGUGUUUUAAGUUUGUUAGCCAUGGAAAUGGACAUUGUAGCUUGAUUCCACCAUGUGACAGCUGCUAGAACUGCCACAAAGCACAUACAGUAAUAUACAGGCAUGUAUGUAUCAGUGUACAAACACUCAUAUGAUUGGUCAUUAACACUGCUUUCUGCAUUAAGAACCCCAAUGUCAGGAAGCAGGAGACCUUAAUAGUUUGCACCGAGAAAUCAACCAAAGACAGUAUGAAGUCUGAAUAUGAGAGUUUAUAAUAUAAAUUAAUCCCUACAUAUUUCUAAGCUACAUAUUCUUAUUUGCUUGGUCAUUAACUUUAUUGGUGGUAAUGACAAAAAUUUAACCAGUAAUUAAAAGAUUACUCAGAUUUGGCAUUCGUUGUAGUGAAAGCACACAAGAAUAUAGGCCAAAUCAUUCAUGUGAUCAGAUCACUGGACGGUUAAAUGAAGAUUUGGGUCACCUGUAUGUUUAUGUAGAGAUUGAUUAAUUCUAGACUGAAGCGGUAGCCUAUGUAUAUAUUUUGGAGCUAUUAUAAAAACAAAGGCAAUAAAAAAAUUCAAUGACCUACACUUAUAACACAAAGCAUAACUAUAAUUUUAGAUGUGAUGUCAAGAAAACAAUUAUUGACAGAUAUUUGUUAAUAUAAAAAAUAGUUUUCCCCACCAGUAUUUUAUUUUAUUAUUUUUUAAUUCCGGACUGUUACUUUUUCAGGAGAUAGAACAAAACAUGACAAUCAGGCCUUGGAGCAAAAUAUGUUGUACAUUAAUAGCAUUAAAGACUUUAUUAAAUGAUGAAUAUAUGAAAUUUACCAUUUUCAAAUAGUGAAUAGUGUGUUUAGGGUCACAUUAAUGUUUAUUAUUGUAGGCAUAGAUUGUGAUUUAACAAGCAGAGUGCACUGAAGCAAAUUGAGGUUGAUCUGGAGAUCAUUAUUAGUAGCAACAAAACAACAGCCUUAAUGCAACACUUCAACUGAACAUGUGCCAUUUGGGCAAUACUACUACAGUAUGUCAAGUAAACUGUGACCAACCACAUUGACCUUCAUAUUUUAAAAUGGCUUUUGACUGUUCAGAAAGAUGAGAGCUAUAACCAGAAGCCUUAUUUGUUUAAAUGUGUGAAUGAAAAAUGAUCUACUGUGAGCAAAACGGCUCAGCUUGCAUGAUUUUCUCAUAAAACACAGGUGUUAAUUGAUUCCCAAACGUAUUUUCUUUGCCAUUUUUCACAAGUUUAAGAUGCAGUACAUUCCCAGGAAACAGGGUGCACAUGAUUUGUUGAAUAGGAAGAUCUGCAUUCUUUUUUUCCCCCACAAGCUGUAUUACAUUCCCAGAAAAGAUGUGAGCUUUGAUCUGUUGAAUGGCAAGAUAUGAUCUGCAUUUGUGUUAUGUUUUUGAAUGUUCUUCAUUUGGUGCUCGCAUACUAUUGGGUAACGUUAUCAAAUGCUCUCUGGAAGGGUACAUUGUUUUAUAAUAUGGCUUUUCUAUCUAUAGUUUCAUCUCAGAUUGCCACUGCUUUAAAAGGAUGUCCUGUAUUCUGCUGUUGUCUUUAUCGUUUAUUUUGUUAAAAACCUAAUAGGUUUCUAAUCUUGCACUGUAAACAUAAAUUUAGUUUCUUUUUUUAACUAUAAUUUACUGUUCUGUCAGCAUGUAGAUAGUUUGAAAUAACCCUUUUGUUUUAGAAGUGGAAUAGAAGUAAUAACAGAAGACUAGUUAUUAUCCGACUUAAUAUGGAUGUAAAUACCAGACAGAUGCGUUAUAUUGGAUUGAAUUGCUAAAAUAAUCUUCAGCAGUUUUUUGGAUGUACAACUGCUACUGACAGUUCAGCAUCUUUUUGAAAAUGUAAACUGGUUCAUACCGUUUUCUCUGGUUUUGUUGUUUGCAUUGUUAGUUUUUUCAUUUUUGAUGCACAGUCAAUGUUAGUUUCCUCAUAUGUGAAUUUUUACUGGUGGUUAAAUUGGACUUCAGACAGAUUUUUCAAAUACACUUUUUAAACCCUU